Vanderwaltozyma polyspora DSM 70294 is the source of this 1893-nucleotide messenger RNA. RefSeq names its product Zn(2+) transporter ZRG17 (gene ZRG17). Lineage: Eukaryota; Fungi; Ascomycota; Saccharomycetes; Saccharomycetales; Saccharomycetaceae. The coding region runs from base 1 to 1893 and encodes 630 amino acids. The transcript has a single exon. The record is from RefSeq and is a predicted model, not a curated record.
AUGGAGACUCCCACCGAUUCAAGGUUCCAUUCUUCUGUAUCGACUCCAGUUAUGAAUUCGAUAAAGGAGGAAGAUUCUCCUACCUCUCCAAAGGUCGAUAUGGAUUCAUUUUUCCAAGGUAAUCAUGCUGGUCCAGAAUCACCUUUUAAUACUACUAGCAGUCCUAAAAGUAAUAAUCUGAAUAACCAACAAUCAAAACCACUCAUCAAUUCCCCAUUUUCAAGACCAAACUCUUCUUUUUACUCUUCCCAAGACGGCAAUAAUUCAAGUUCAAGUAUAAUCUAUAACCCUUCCUUUAGUUUUGGUGGGUCUGGUGGGUCUGGUGGGGCAGACACUUCAGUGUCUUCAAACAAUACCGGUGUUAAUUCUCCUGUAAUACAAGAAGGCCGUAGAGCAUCUUUGAAGUAUGUACCGACUAUUCAAUUGGCUCCUCCUCCAUUAAGAUCAAAGUCACCAAAAAGAUCAAAAUCACCUAGGAGAUCAACAUCACCAUUAAGAUCAAUGUCUCCUGAAAACCGAAAGAAAAGACUAUCGAUAAUUGGCAGUGAUUCGAAAACAUCACCUUUCAAUUUUAAUUCUUCCUCUUUGAAGCCACAACAAGGUUCUGCAGGAAAUGCAAACUCAAGAGCAUCGUUCCGUAAAGGUCACAGAUAUAAACAUUCGUCGGUUUCGAUGAAUUUCUUUCAAGAACCUGAAGUUAAAGUUCCAUUAAAUAUAGCCAAGGCAUUACCAAUACCAGAUUUUAGGGAUUUUUUAUCUAAUUUACCAUGGCCAAAAGCAUACUAUCAUUUAGGUAUUAUGGCUUCAGAGUUAGUCAUGUGUAUUACAGUUUUUGCAUUGGGUCAUACUAAAUCGUGGAGCAAUUUCAUUACAUUAUCGCAUUUCAUAGUCUAUGAUAUUAUAGGUUCAUUGGCAAUUCUUUUUGCAGAAAACCUAUCACAGUUUGAAGUCUGGUCUACUGGUACUAUAACAUUCCCGUUUGGACUGAAUCGUAUCGACGUAUUAUUAAGUUUUGGAUUAGCAAUAUCUUUAUGUUUUGUAGGGUUAGAUUUGUUAUUCCACAUUAUUGAGGAACUGAUAGUUUUAUUCGUUGAAUUUUCUAAUUCCACAGACAAUCACGACGAAUUAGCAACGCACAUUCCACAUUCACAUGGUUCGAAUAUCCAACUAGGCAGCGAAAAUGGUCUCAAACUUUGGUAUUCGACACUACUGUUGAAUUUAUUAUUUUCAUCAUUAGCAUUAUACAAGAUAUAUUACGCUAAUACAAAUUCUAAAUUAAAGACGAAAAAUCCAAUUGUUACAAUUGCCUAUACGGUAUAUUUAUUUUUCUAUCCCUUAUUAGUGAAUCGAUAUGCAAAUAUAGCGGAUUAUGUAUCUGCAUGUUUAUUUGCCGGAUUAAUUAUUAUACACGGAUUAACAAUUGUUGAAUGGACUUCAACAAUUUUAUUAAUGGGGUUCUCUACGACGUCAUUACCGUCCUUGACACUAUUGGACAUGGACGAACUGGAACAACCAAAGAGAGAGAUCGAUUCCAAGUUUAAAAGACAAGUCUCAUUGACUGAUUUGCCACAAACGAUAUCGAAUAAUGUGACGUCAUCAUCGUCAUCAUCGAAAAUUUCAGAGAAAUCCUCGACAUCAAACAAUCCAACUAUAAUCAAGUCUUUACUGAAAGAAAGGAUAGAGAGUUUAUCAGAAUUUAAAUCUAGAUGUCACCUGGAUUACAACAAUCUAUUAAUAUCAAAAGUAAACUUUCAAACGUAUAUCGUAUUAAUGAAAAUAUCCUUAAAAGGUGGUUCCAAUAACGAAGAACUGGCUCUACGACUGGCAAUAGACAAAUGCAUAAAUCAAGUCCUACCCUCAGCAGAAGCAACAAUAGAUAUAGACAUUGUAUAA